AUGAUCGCAAGAAGACUGCUUUCUCUCCUGAGCCUCACGGCUCUGGCGAUGGCAGCCCCGGCCGCCGAGGCCAUCAACCAAGGCGAUGAGAAGCCCUUCUUUUACAAGGGCCACGACCUCAGCUCGCUGAAGAUGCUUGAGGAGUCGCAAAACGUCUUCGUCGACACUGCGCGCGGCAACCAGGAGCGGCCGGCCGACGACAUCCUCGCCGACGGCGGCAUGAACGGCGUGCGGCUCCGGCUGUGGGUGGACCCGCCCGAUGGCACGUACGGGCUCAACUACACCAUCGACCUCGCAAAGCGGUUCCAGGCCAAGGGCCAGCGCAUCUUCCUCGACUUCCACUUCUCCGACAGCUGGGCCGACCCGCAGAAGCAGCCGGCGCCGGCGGCGUGGCCGACGGAGCUGGAGCCGCUGGCGGGUCGACUUCGCGAGUAUGUCCGCGAGACGCUCGUGGCGUUCCGGGACGCCGGCGUAACCCUCGACAUCGUCUCGCUCGGCAACGAGAUCCGCCACGGCAUGAUCUGGCCGCUGGGCCGCGUCUCGGUCGAUGUGCAGCCGUGGUCGGCGACGGUGGCCAACUUCUCCAACAUCGCGACGCUCUACAAGGCGGCCCGCGCCGGUGUUAAGGACGCCACCUGCGCUGGCGUGCCCAAGCCCGAGGUCAUGCUCCACCUCGACAACGGCUGGAACCUGACGCUGCAGGAGCGCUGGUACGGCGCCCUCGUCGACAACGGCGUGCCCCUGUCGGCCUGGGACAGCUUCGGCUUCAGCUUCUACCCCUUCUACGGCACCUCGGCCACAUUCGCCAACCUGCGCGAGGUCCUGCGCGUCAUGGCCGACAAGUACAACAAGCCCAUGCAGGUUGUCGAGACGGACUACCCGGCUGUGUGCGACGGCCGCUGGAACCCAAUCCCGGAGUCAUCCGAGCCGAGCAUCCCCUACAGCGUCGCCGGCCAGAUUCAGUGGAUGGCCGAGGUCAUCCGCAUCGUCAGAGAGGCUCCGAGAGGUCUCGGACGCGGCGUGUGGUACUGGGAAAGUCCCUGGCUCAACAAUACAUCUCUUGGAAGCGACUGCAAUGAUGCUAUUCUGUUCGAAGCGGACUAUAGCGCGUGGCCGAGGACGGUAGGAUACUCAAGAGAGAGUGUGAAUGUUUUCCUGGAUUAG
This is a messenger RNA of Colletotrichum higginsianum IMI 349063, 1164 nucleotides long. Its product is annotated as Arabinogalactan endo-beta-1,4-galactanase. Gene Ontology annotation, molecular function: glucosidase activity. Gene Ontology annotation, biological process: pectin catabolic process. Bases 1 to 1164 code for a protein of 387 amino acids. The record is from RefSeq and is a predicted model, not a curated record. The transcript is spliced from 2 exons. NCBI's taxonomy places the organism in Eukaryota, Fungi, Ascomycota, Sordariomycetes, Glomerellales, Glomerellaceae.